CACAUACAUAUACCAUAUAGAUAAGUAUAGUUAGCUAGGAUGUCGUCUUUUAUCUCGCGCCUUCUCAAGUCUCCACUCGCUUCAAAGCGUCUCGUAUCGCAGCUCACGCAACGCGGCGAACGGAAGCUGGGGGCGCUACUGCGUGAGCUCGGCUUGCAGCGUGUGCUAGGAGCUCUUAGAAUCAAGGAGUUCGUGGGCGUGGCUAAUCGUGGCAUUGCCACUACGCCAGUCAGUAACAAGCAGCUGACGGAUGACCUGGAGCUGGCCACGGGCAUCUUUAAGCGGGAACUGAUGCUACGUAAGGCCGGCUGCACCGAUCCGUGGUCUAUGAAGAAGCCUAUGAAGCGCGGCGCCGGCAGGGAGAACGAUCCCACGGAGGUGCCAUCCGCCUUCGAUGGCCGCAUUGUCGGCUGCAUCUGCCUUGGAGAUCGCUCAGCGAAGUGGAUGUGGCUGGAGAAGGGCGCUCCCAAGCGCUGCGAGUGUGGACAUUAUUUUGUGCUCAAGAAUGUGCCCGCUGUUUGAAACAUUAUUUAUUUGUUUAUCACGAAUAAUCUAAAUGGGGCGCUGUAUCUACUCACACACGCGGAUCUGCUCAUAUGUAUCUGCACACACACACACAAUAACGUCCAUGGACACACCUCCACAUGCUUGCACUGGGACACCUUGACAUACACAUUCCAAUACUAGAACAAUUAGAAAUAUUGAACUGAUCUACUAAAACCCAAACUCGAAAGGUAUUCAUAGAACAUUGCAUGAUAUUAUCAGAAAUU
This is a messenger RNA of Drosophila arizonae, 770 nucleotides long. It is a transcript of the gene COX5BL, whose product is annotated as Cytochrome c oxidase subunit 5B-like. Gene Ontology annotation, biological process: mitochondrial electron transport, cytochrome c to oxygen. Lineage: Eukaryota; Metazoa; Arthropoda; Insecta; Diptera; Drosophilidae. The record is from RefSeq and is a predicted model, not a curated record. Gene Ontology annotation, cellular component: mitochondrial envelope; respiratory chain complex IV.